This is a messenger RNA of Symbiodinium pilosum, 637 nucleotides long. The record is from the annotation of a GenBank genome assembly. NCBI's taxonomy places the organism in Eukaryota, Dinophyceae, Suessiales, Symbiodiniaceae.
GCAUUCUGUGACAGUGGCUGCAGAAGGCGUGGCCCAAGCUCUCACAAGCGAGGACUGGUCGACUGUGGAGACCUUGUUGCUGAAGGUCAUCCGCGGCUGCCUGGAGACAUGCCUGCUCGCUUCAAAAACCUGGGACUUCCCUGUGGAUGCCCCUUAUCUCAAGGCUGCGCAAAAAGUGCGGCGAAGAACUCCAUACAUGCCCACUUGGGGCAAUGGCUCUGCAGCAAAGACCUGCGAAGAGGCGAAGGCACACUGGAAGCAGGCCAAAGCAAAGGAGAAAGAGAUGAAGCUUUCAGAAGCUUCAAUUGCUGCUGCCUGGAUGGAUGAUGUUGGUGGCAAGCUCUCACUUCUAUGGGUUGUGCAUGACUUGGUGGCUCUAUGCCCUUGGACCUCCAGCAUGGAUGCUGGCUCUCUCAUGAAGUACAUGCAAGAGGAGUGUGAGGAAACAACUGCAGAGAUGGCAGCGCUCCGAACAAGAGCCUUUGGGGGCCGAUCUUGGACCCAAGUAGUUGCCGACUUGGUUGCGGAGCUUGGCGACGUGCAGUUUACACUGCUGCUUUCACUUUACAUCAUCGCGCGGGACUCAAACGUCAGUCCUGUGGGGCUUAUUCGGACACUGACUUCCCGCGUGUGCAAG